CAAUUUUAAUUUAAACGUUUGACAGCUGUUUUAAAUUGACAAGUAUUGCAAACCGAGAAGAAAAACAAUUCAAAUAAUUACAAAAUCAACCUAAUAUUACAAUUUAAUGAAUAUUAGAAAAUACGACAUAAACAAUAUUUAUGUCUAUAAAAUUUUACCAACGAAAUCCACUUUAAAAUUUAGGUUAUGUGUUGUAACAUGGAAUGAUUCAAGGUGAAUAACAUGAUUUGAGAUCUUGAAACUGUAAUAUCACGUUCUACCUUAUAUGGAUUAAAGGGUUUAUUAAUCCUUCCUGAUAUUUACGCUCAGUUUAAACUGCAGCCUAGCUAUGGGCGACCGUGACAAAAGUGAUUCAAGCUCUCAAGAUGAGAAGUCUGAGCAAAACAUAACGAUUCCACCAAGAACAGCUCCAGCUGGCCCAAGCUACUUUGCUAGUGAGCCCCUACAGUUCCGAAUUCGUGGAACAAGUAUAACAGGGGCUUCACCUCCUCACUUUGUGACGUUGGAGGACAUUAUGAAAGCAGCCCAUGGCAUGAGGAACAUGGCUUUGGCUCAUGAGAUAGCCGUUGAUCAGGACUUUAAGCUGGAGCCAUUCGAAGCUCCUGAUAACAGCUAUCAAAAGCUAGUGAAAGAAACAAUGCAUCGGGCGUAUUUUGACAUAUUAAGAGAACAAUUGAACUCUGAUCCGCCUGUGUAUAAGCAAGCACUAGUGUUAUUGGAAGAUGUGAAACAGGGAUUAUUCUCGAUACUUCUACCGCGUCAUACAAGAAUUAAGGAAAUGAUAGAAGAAGUCCUUGAUAGAGAUUUUAUCAAGCAGCAAGCGGAGAACAACAGUUUAGACUUCCAGAAGUAUGCAAAGUUUGUUAUAGACCUGAUGGCAAAGCUGGCUGCUCCCGCAAGAGAUGAAAUGAUACAGAACAUCACUCAACUUACUGACACUGUAGACAUAUUCCGUGCUAUUUUGGAGACACUAGAAGUUCUCAAGUUGGAUUUGGCCAACACAUUAAUAGCCAUGAUAAGACCACACGUACAGAAAGAAAGUGUUCAAUAUGAAAGAAAUAAAUUUGAUGAAAUGCUCAAACUCUCCGAGGAUGGACUCCAAUACACCCGUGAAUGGUUGCAACGACACAUCGACAAGGCAGAGCUUACUCUCCCGGUCACAGACACAAAUAUCAUAAGAAACGUCACAGCCCAAACACUGGCCAAAGCGUACUUGGAGUUACUUGAGUGGGAUGAAUCGAAAGGAUAUCCAGAGACUAUACAACUUGACAAGCCCCGCUUUGAUGAGCUGGGAUUUCAAGUUUAUCGGCUUGUUUGUGUUGCCUCAUUAUUGCUAGUCAGUCCGUCGUGUGGCAACGAUUUUGACGCCAACCAUAAAAAACUACUCAAAGACAAGAUUGACAUUAUUAUAGACAAUGCAUCUAAUGACAUAGAAUUAAAAGAAGUACUACCUUCCAUAGCCGAAGAAGUUAUACAAAUGACGGAACAGUUGUUAGAAGGCAUGAAUCAAGAGCCUCUAAGUGGAGAAACUAAAGAUCUCAUACGCACACAGGUUAUAUCAAUCAGUGAUCCAGAACAUAGAGUGAGGCAGAUUGUUCGCCAAAGGGUGCUUGAGUUCCUAAAAGUAAUCCUUGUAUGUUCUGGUGGAUCCAGACAAAUACCAGUUGGACUAUCAGCAUUUACUAAAGAACUGACCUCGGUGUCAGGCACCUUACUACGUUAUGUUAUGCAUAAUAAGGCAGUAUUCACACAACACUAUAUGGAUAUGAUCGCUAAGGAACUCAGUAACUGACCUUUAUAAUAUAGCAUCCACGAUUUUCAUCACACAAAACUUUACGCUGUUGUUAAGAGAUGUACACAUAUUUCUUUAUGAAAUAUACAAAAUUAAAGCACCAUUUUAGUUUAGAAAGAUUUCUAAUGUUUUUUAGAUAACAUAUAGGAAUAAUAAUCAACAAAAAUUAAAUUAAAUAUUUAAUUAUUAACAUCGAACUAUUAAGUGAAAAUCUGUAGAAUAAUUUUAUCUAUAUUUACAUGCAAUGAGCAAACUGAUAAAUUAACAACUUAAUUCAAAAUUUUACCUAGUACAUUAAGUAUUUACUAAUUAUAAGGCAGAAUUUAUAAUAAUUUUGAUAACGUUAAAUAAUUUUAACACAGAGCCAAACUAUGGUAAAUAGUUAAUUCAUAUGGUAAUUACAAAUAUAUUCCCAGCAUGAAUAAUUAACGAUUUGUUAAAAAUUGUAAACGCGAAAGCAAUAAAAAACCUUUGCUAUCGACUAGUAUGUUUCUAUUGCAUUGUAUUGCUAACUUUUAAGAAACGUUAUUAUAUCGAGUCGAAUACUUAAUGAAAAUAUUAAAAAUAUAUGGUAGUCAAGAGCCACUAUUAUUUAAAGGUUUUUCACAUUAUAGCGUAGAUUGGAACAGCUGUUAAAAACAAUUUUUAAAAUGUAAUAAAUCCGCCUGCUCAAUGCUACAUUUGAAAUAUUGAACUCGUUUAUUUGUCAAAAGUUAUCUAGACUUAUACAUAAUCUGUGACAAUUUAUUUCUAAGAAGACAUUUUUGAGUUUUCAAAUUCCGUCUCACGAAGGAAGUCCAACACUCGGAUAUAAUGAAAUAUUUUAUAAAAGACAGGCUACGGACUUUUAAUAGACAAUACCAAUUUGACAUUUAUGAUAAAAAAAAACAUGCAUUUAAAUUUUUUGGAAUUUUUAAAUUAAUUGUGUGAUUUUUUUAUUUUACAAUCGGAUAUGUCCAAAUAUAUUUAUAGAAUAACAUUAUAAUAUCAAAUGCACUAAUAAAAUUGCUAUGAAUA
Messenger RNA from Pieris napi, 2809 nucleotides. Its product is annotated as T-complex protein 11-like protein 1. Bases 329 to 1792 code for a protein of 487 amino acids. Gene Ontology annotation, biological process: signal transduction. The transcript has 9 exons. NCBI's taxonomy places the organism in Eukaryota, Metazoa, Arthropoda, Insecta, Lepidoptera, Pieridae. The record is from RefSeq and is a predicted model, not a curated record.